Alosa sapidissima (American shad) is the source of this 723-nucleotide messenger RNA. RefSeq lists its product as uncharacterized. Bases 1 to 618 code for a protein of 205 amino acids. The record is from RefSeq and is a predicted model, not a curated record. Lineage: Eukaryota; Metazoa; Chordata; Actinopteri; Clupeiformes; Clupeidae. The transcript is spliced from 3 exons.
AUGGGCAAUAAUGUGGCUCCGCAAGGAAAAAAGAUUUCUUUCAACAAGUCCCCCAGAAGCGCAGUCUCGUUCUCGCUCUACUAUUCACCGGUCGGUCGAGUCGGAGAAGGAGACCAAUCAACUCCGCGUCUUCGCUCACUUCUCAAUCGUGGUCGUCGGUACCUUCUUCUCACCAGUUUACCUCUCUCUCUCUCUCUCUCUCUCACUCACUCGCUAUCUCGCGGGGUGCUGCUGCAGGCUGUGCUCGUAGAAGCCCCUCGAGAGCUCUCUCACGAGUCCUCCUCUGUCAUUCCUCCCCGUUGCCCGUCAGCUCGAGCAGAGGAGAAAAAGAAGUGGCCGAAAUCAAAAGUGCAGCUCGUGGCGCACCAACCCCUCACGCCAUCAACCACCACCAUCCACCAUCCACGAACCCACCCGCCGCCUAAUCUCUGCCCAGGGAGCGGUUGCCAUUUCUGGGGAGGGUGUGUGGCAAUGCCCCCCGCCCUGGCGCCCUUAUCUCUGCCUGGCACCAUGGGCAGCCCGAGAGGUGAUAGAGGAGGAUUGGCAGUGCCACAGCGGGGACUGCCUCUGCCGCUACCGCCGUUGGCGAUGGCGACGGUGAACCAACCAAACGCAUGAGAUGGCCAGCAGUCAGGGCCCACAGGGAACGGGACGCCAACUGGGCAUUAGUGUGUGUGUGUGUGAGAGUGUGCGUGUGUGUGUGUGUAUGUGCGUGUGUGUGUG